Messenger RNA from Phytophthora megakarya, 1122 nucleotides. The record is from the annotation of a GenBank genome assembly. Lineage: Eukaryota; Oomycota; Peronosporomycetes; Peronosporales; Peronosporaceae.
AUGGUCCCAGCCGGUGUGCGGAUGGACCUCGCCGACGGAUCGAUGCAACUACCCGACGAGGUCGGAAUACCGCUUAAUGGCCGUAAGAGACUUUAUGGCGAGAAGGUAAGAUCAGUGAUUCUCGAACGAUCUCUACGAAUCCCGGUCGGCCGGUCGGACGAAACAGCGGCGAGGAUAAAAUUGUCGGCCACUGAGGAACUGUGGGUGACCAGAGGGGACCGAUGGAGACCGACUGUGACGGAAGGCCCCGGUCGGAUCCGCUACCAGGUGAUCUCGAACAUUGGAGGAGAGAUCCUACGGCUGGACCACCGGUUCGUGUCCGUUGGGUCACGUCGCUACCGGGAAUGGCAGAAUCUGGCAUUGGAAUCGACAGUGUAUACUAGAUCGGAGCCUCCAGAGCUCAUAGAGGACAUGGUGGACCCUGCAACGGAAAAUCGGACUGAAAUCAAGGAUACCGAGCCGAAAACGGAAAAUCUGAACUGUCAAACCCAGAUCAAACUCGAUCCCGGCAAAGCCUUCGAUACUAAAUCGCCGAUCCACCCGACCGAGGGCGUCGACCUACGAGAUCAGCUGGCGGAAAGAGCAGCAGCGACCACCCCACAGGAUGCCGUGGACGACGAAGAGAUAUAUUACCACGAGAGCGGUAAUAUCUCAGCUGAAGAUCUCGAGGGAAACCUCGCUGUCCUCCCUGAGAUCCCGAUCUCGACGACCGCGAAGGUCAGUAUUGAGGAUCUGCAGGUGGGAGACUCCGGAUCGGCCACACCCGAGGAGAUCGAGAGACUCCGGCAGAUCAUCUGGAAAAAGCGGCAUCUCCUGAUCGGCAAAGAGAACGCCUUUUACCCCCUGCGGCCAAAGGCGUCGUGUGUGAUAUCGAUGUCGGGAAUGCGAAACCGAUCGCACUGCCAACCCGGAAAGUGCCCACGCGAUUUCGGCCUCCUGGCCGCCGAGAUCAUCCGACCCUCGACAUCACCAUGGGCUUCACCGAUCGUGAUUGUUCGCAAGAGUAACGGCGUGGAUAUCAGGUUGUGCAUCGAUUACAAGCUGGUAAACAGUCUCACGAGGCUGAUGGUCUACCCCAUGCCCCUGAUCAGCGAUCUACUGGAGGAUCUGGACAAAGCACUA